AUGGUGACGUCCAGGGCAUAUCGUAUUCAUCAUCCUAGAGGACUGGAAAAGAAGAAGAAGAUGCAGAGGCAAAGAAGUGACGAAUUCAGUCGAGUUUUGGAUCGUGUCAUCAUAGGAUGUCUUGACGUGGAUGUGGAAGUUUGUCAUAGGAUAGUGAUCGAUAUCGUUAUCGCUUUCACAAUGGAGGCUUUUGAAGAGGCAUUCUUCAAAAUACAAAAUGAAGGAUUUCCGGGCCUGCGACGUCGUCGUUACGUGAGCAACGAUUCGCAGAAGGACUCAUUGCUGGAUAAAGCUCAGUUACUGCUCAAGAACGCCGGCAAAACUUGCAUAUAUUCCCGAUUGAAAGAUGUCCAAGAAGCGCUUGGAAAGCAUUUGGAGGAAAUGAUAGUGUUGUGUGAAAAUCUACCAGAAACCGCCACUCGAGACGAGUUGACGUUGCUGUUGGGCUCAGAAGAUCUUGAAGAGUGCUUCGCUGAAGGCACAACUUAUUGUGAGUCAACUUCUCGAAACAUUUUGCUCAUGAAAGGUGGUAGCAUAAUGGGCAGGGAGUCACAGGGCAUUCUGUUUUACUGCGUAUCGCAGGCGACAGAUUUCGAAUGCAGUAGCAAAGCCGCGGAUAAACUGGUGGCCAGAUGUCGGAUGGCUCGAGCUUAUGGUGCUCAUGUUGUGGCGCUGAUUGACGACAUUCGACCGGUGUUCCUCGGUGAUAAUCUCGUCUACCAUGCCUUCUCAUCAUCCGGUGCCAGUGUGGAAUUCCUGCGAUGA
Messenger RNA from Ostertagia ostertagi, 765 nucleotides. The record is from the annotation of a GenBank genome assembly. Lineage: Eukaryota; Metazoa; Nematoda; Chromadorea; Rhabditida; Trichostrongylidae.